GGUGGAGACGGAUAUGGCAAUGAAAAUGAAGAUGAAUAUGGCGACGAAGAUAGAGAUGGAUAUGGCGACGAAGAUGGAGACGGAUAUGGCGACGAAAAAGAAGAUAGAUAUGACAACGAAGACGGAUAUGGUAACGAAGACGAAUAUGAUGACAAGGGAAAAACAAAACUGGCAACGAAGAUGGCAGAAAAUAUGGCACCAAUGGAGGCACCAACGGAAGCACCAAUGAAAGCACCAACAGAAGCACCAAUGGAAGCACCAAUUAAAGUAAAAGCAGAACAUAUCAAUAUUAAUUAUUCAAACAAAGAUACUAAUGGGAAGUUGACAAUGUUAAUGAUGAUAAAAGU
Cetraspora pellucida is the source of this 347-nucleotide messenger RNA. The record is from the annotation of a GenBank genome assembly. NCBI's taxonomy places the organism in Eukaryota, Fungi, Glomeromycota, Glomeromycetes, Diversisporales, Gigasporaceae.